GGUUGUCCCAUCACCCAUUGGUCUGUCCCCAUCCCCUAUAGGGCUGUCCCCAUCCCCCAUUGGGGUCUCCCCAUCCCCCAUAGGGGUCUCCCCAUCCCCCAUAGGACUGUCCCCAUCCCCCACAGGAUUAUCCCCAUCACCCAUCGGUCCGUCCCCAUCACCCCUGUGGUACCACCUCUUCCAGGUUCUUCUGGGGGGGGUGGGGGGGUCUGGAACCCAUCCACCCCAUCACCCCGUGUCUCCCCACAGGACUGCAGCGUUCUGGCCUUCGUGCUGGACCACCUGCUGCCCCACACACAGAACGCUGAGGACAAGGACACGCCGGCGCUGGCGCGGCUCUUCCUGGCCAGCCUGGCCGCCGCCGGCAGCGGGACGGACGCGCAGGUGGCUCUGGUCAACGAGGUGAAGGCAGCGCUGGGACGGGCCCUGGCCAUGGCCGAGAGCACCGAGAAGCACGCCAGGCUGCAGGCCGUCAUGUGCAUCAUCAGCACCAUCAUGGAGUCGUGCCCUUCCACCUCCAGCUUCUACAGCAGCGCCACCAAAACCCAACACAACGGCAUGAACAACAUCAUCCGCCUCUUCCUCAAAAAGGGCUUGGUCAACGACCUGGCCAGGGUCCCACACAGCCUCGACCUCUCUAGCCCCAACAUGGCCAACACGGUCAACGCGGCGUUGAAGCCAUUGGAGACGCUGUCGCGCAUCGUCAACCAACCCAGCGGGCUCUUUGGCACCAAGGGCUCCUCCAGCAAGAGCAAAGGAGAUGGAGGUGGGGGGUCCCGCGACGCCGGCGCAGCCCCCCCGGAUGGAGGGGACCCCGGGGACCCCGAGCCCCCCGAGGAGGACGCAGAGGCAGCGCAGGCGGAGGCAGCAGACGGAGACAUGGAUGGGGAGACCGAGGGUGACACAGUGGUGCUGGCAGGGCAGCCCGAGGGGCUCAGCACCCAGGAGAUGCAGGUGGAGAACGAACUGGAGGACCUCAUCGAUGAGCUCCUGGAGCGGGACGGGGCCACCGGCAACAGCACCAUCAUUGUGAGCCGCUCGGGUGAGGAUGAGUCGCAGGAGGACGUGCUGAUGGACGAGGCGCCCUCCAACCUCAGCCAGGCCUCCACCCUACAAGCCAACCGGGAAGACUCGAUGAACAUCCUGGACCCCGAGGAUGAGGAGGAGCACACGCAGGAGGAGGACAGCAGUGGCAGCAAUGAGGAUGAAGAUGACAGCCAGGACGAGGAGGAGGAGGAGGAGGAGGAAGAUGAGGACGAUCAGGAAGGGGAGGAAGGGGAGGAGGAGGAGGACGACGAUGAUGGCUCCGAGAUGGAGCUGGACGAGGAUUACCCCGACAUGAACGCCUCCCCCCUGGUCCGCUUCGAGCGCUUCGACCGCGACGACGACCUCAUCAUCGAGUUUGACAACAUGUUCUCCAGCCCCACCGACAUCCCCCCCUCCCCGGGGAACAUCCCAGCCACUCACCCCCUCCUGGUUCGCCACGCAGACCACGGCUCCCUGGCCUUGGGGGGGGGCUCGUCGGGGGCCCGCCUGGCGCAGGGGAUGGGGCGCAGCCAGCGCACGCUGCGGCAGCUGACGGCCAACACGGGGCACACCAUCCACGUGCAUUACCCCGGCACCCGGCAGCCCAACCCCCCCCUCAUCCUGCAGAGGCUGCUGGGCCCAUCGGCGGCAGCCGACAUCCUGCAGCUGAGCAGCAGCCUGCCGCUGCAGAGCCGGGGCCGGGCCCGCCUGCUGGUGGGCAACGAGGACGUGCACAUCAUCGCCCGCUCCGACGAUGAGCUGCUGGAUGACUUCUUCCAUGAGCAGGGACCUACGGGCAGCCAGGCAGGCACGCUGUCCUCCAUCCCCACGGCGCUGACGCGGUGGACGGAGGAGUGCAAAGUGUUGGAUGCUGAGAGCAUGCACGACUGCGUCUCGGGUGAGGGGCUCUGUCCCCACCGUGUCCCCCCCCCAGGGGUCCCCAUAUGUCCCCCCCCUCCCGCCAUACCCCCCAGUGCCCUAUAUGAGUUGGACGAGAGGCGCGAGAAGCGACGGCGCCAGGCGGCCGAGGAAGAGGCCAAGGGCUCCGAGAGGGGACAGGAGGACAAGGAGGGGGCAGAGCCGGGGGCGCAGGCAGCCUCGCUGUCCCCGGAGCGCGCGGAGGAUUCGGAUGCGCUGACGGCGGUGAGCAGCGCCCUGGAGGGGUCCCCCAUGGACACAUCCAGCCUGGGCUCGGGGCCACCAGAGGAGGGGGCUGAGGGGGGGUCUGCGGCCCCACAGGGCCCCCCCGGAACCCCUCAGGGACCCCCUCCAGCCCCACCAGGACCCCCCGAUGCUGCCCACCCCACUGACGACAGGUGGAAGGCUGCUUUCUGGGUGCUCCCCUGUUGCAGGAGGCCCAGCGUUGCCAUCGCAAACAAAACCUGCUUGAUCAGAGGCAGCAGCGUCCCGAUAAAACGACCGGGGGCAACUUCCAACCCCCCCCUCUGCCCCCCCCAGGUGCUGGCGCAGCAGCGAGCGGAGCAGCAGCGCCGGGAGCUGGCCCAGGCCACCAGCUCGGAUGCUCCGAUGGACCCGGUGACCUUCAUCCAGACGCUGCCGUCGGAGCUGCGGCGCUCGGUGCUGGAGGACAUGGAGGACAGCGUGCUGGCCGUCAUGCCGCCCGACAUCGCCGCCGAGGCGCAGGCGCUGCGCCGGGAGCAGGAGGCCAGGCAGAGGCAGCUGAUGCACGAGAGGCUCUUCGGUCACUCCAGCACCUCCGCGCUCUCUGCCAUCCUCCGCAGCCCCGGUGAGAAGGACACGGGUGAUGGAUGGGAUGGGAGCCAGCCCCGGCGCAUCCUUGGGCCCCCCACGAAACCCAUUCCCACCCCUCUCAGGCCGUCGGGGAGCAGCGUGGACAGCCUGCUUCGCCUGCGCGGCCGCCUGCUGCUGGACCACGAGGCUCUCUCGUGCCUCCUGGUGCUGCUGUUCGUGGACGAGCCCAAGCUGAACACCAGCCGGCUGCACCGCGUGCUGCGCAACCUGUGCUACCACGCUCCCACGCGGGGCUGGGUGGUGCGCAGCCUCCUCUCCAUCCUGCAGAGGAGCAGCGAGAGCGAGCUGUGCCUCGAAGCCCCCCGAGGGGCGGCGACCCCGCAGACCCCCGACGAGCGGCCGCAGCGCCGCCCCGCGCCCCGCGGCUCUGCCCCGACCCCGAACGAAGCCCCGCGGGCGUUGGAUUUGAUGCACCGCGUGGAAGCGCGCAGCUCCGGGCAGCUCUCGUGGCUCUCCGUGUCCAUGGACGCGGCGUUGGGCUGCCGGACCAACAUCUUUCAGAUCCAGAGGGCUCCCGGCAGGAAACACACCGAGAAACACGCCGCCGCCGCCGGCUCCGCCGUCCACAUCCACCCGCAGGCGGCUCCCGUCGUCUGCCGGCACGUGCUCGACACGCUCAUCCAGCUGGCCAAGGUGUUCCCCAGCCACUUCACCCAGCAGCGCGCCCGUGACCCCGCACCCGACCCCACCACCAGCGACCGCAGCGGAGCACCCAAACCGGGGGGAGGUGGUGGUGGUGGUGGCGGCGGCAGCCCCUGCCCCCCACCCCCCGCCCCGACCACCCCCACCCCCAACCCCCCCGCCCCCGCCGCCCCCGCCAUGGGGCUGAGCACCGACUUCUGGGACCUGCUGGUGAAGCUGGACAACAUGAACGUCAGCAGGAAGGGGAAGGGCUCGGCCAAAGCGGGGCCGGGGGGCGGGGGUCCCGACGGGGAGGUGGGGGGGUCGGGGCUGGAGGCGUCCCCCCUGGGGCAGCUGAUGAACAUGCUGUCCCACGGCGUCAUCCGACGCAGCGCGCUGCUGACCGAGAAGCUGCUGAGGCUGCUGUCCCUCAUCUCCAUCGCGCUCCCGGAGGGGGGGAAAGGGGCCGAGGGGGGGGCGGCGACCCCCACCGGGAGCGGGGUGGGCAGCGGCGGCGCGGCGGGGGCAGGAGGAGCGGCGGCUCACAGCCCCACAGCUGCAGGAGGAGCGGCUGCAGGAGGAGCGGCAGCCACGGGUGCUGGGAGCGCCGCGGCUGGGGCAACCCCCAAGAGCUCCAAGUCCCCCCCAGCCAAGGGGGGUGAGAGCAGCGCAGACCCCCGCAUGGCCGCCACGGGGCUGACCGAGAGCCAGCUGCAGCUGUCAGUGGAGGUGCUGACAUCCCACUCGUGCUCAGAGGAAGGACUGGAGGACGCCGCCAACGUCCUCCUGCAGCUCUCCAGGGGUGACCCCGGCACCCGCGACACCGUCCUGCGGCUGCUGCUCAGCGGCGCCCGGCAGCUGGGGGCCACCCUGUGCCGCCAGAUCGGCACGCUGCUGGCCGAGCUCCGCGAGUACAACCUGGAGCAGCAGCGCAGGGCGCAGAGCGAAGCGCCGUCCCCAGAGGGGGUCCCCGACGAGCAGCCCCCCAGCGCCAAGCUCAAGGGCAAGAUGCAGAGCCGCUUCGACACGGCCGAGAGCGUUGUGAUCGUGGCAUCCCAGAAGCGUGCCCUGGGCGGACGGGAGCUGCAGCUGCCCUCCAUGUCGGUGCUGACCUCCAAGACCUCCACGCAGCGCUUCUUCCUGCGGGUGCUGCAGGUCAUCAUCCAGCUCCGCGACGACACGCGCCGGGCACACAAGAAGGCCAAGCAAGCCGGGCGUCUGGGUGCCGGGGGCCUCGGGGCGGCUGGCAGCAUCCAGGCGGCCGUCCGGCAGCUGGAGGCCGAGGCCGACGCCAUCAUACAAAUGGUACGUGAGGGCCAGAGGGCCCGGAGGCAGCAGCAGGCGGACACGUCUGAGCCCGGCCCAGCAGACGGCACCCCCCGCCGCGACGAGUCGCCCAUGGACGUGGACCAGCCCUCGCCCGCCCCCCCGGAUGCCCCUUCUGUGGGUGAGUGCCCCCCAUGUAGGUAUUUCCGCCAGGAGCUGGAGAGGUUGGAUGAAGGCCUGCGGAAGGAGGACAUGGCCGUGCACGUGCGGCGCGACCACGUCUUCGAGGACUCGUACCGGGAGCUGCACCGCAAAUCCCCCGAGGAGAUGAAGAACCGACUGUACAUCGUCUUCGAGGGCGAGGAGGGGCAGGACGCCGGGGGGCUGCUGCGCGAGUGGUACAUGAUCAUCUCCAGGGAGAUGUUCAACCCCAUGUACGCGCUGUUCCGCACCUCGCCGGGCGACCGGGUCACCUACACCAUCAACCCCUCGUCCCACUGCAACCCCAACCACCUCAGCUACUUCAAGUUUGUGGGGCGCAUCGUGGCCAAAGCCGUCUACGACAACCGGCUGCUCGAGUGCUACUUCACCCGUUCCUUCUACAAACACAUCCUGGGCAAGUCUGUCCGGUACACGGACAUGGAGAGCGAGGACUACCACUUCUACCAGGGCCUGGUCUACCUGCUGGAGAACGACGUCUCCACGCUGGGCUACGACCUCACCUUCAGCACCGAGGUGCAGGAGUUCGGGGUGUGUGAGGUGCGGGACCUCAAACCCAACGGAGCCAACGUGCUGGUGACGGAGGAGAACAAGAAGGAAUACGUGCACCUCGUCUGCCAGAUGCGCAUGACCGGGGCCAUCCGGAAGCAGCUGGCCGCCUUCUUGGAGGGUUUCUACGAGAUCAUCCCGAAGCGCCUCAUCUCCAUCUUCACAGAGCAGGAGCUGGAGCUGCUCAUCUCGGGGCUGCCCACCAUCGACAUCGACGACCUCAAGGCCAACACCGAGUACCACAAGUACCAGGGCAACUCCAUCCAGGUGGGGGGAAACCCCAAACCCUCCUUACCCCCGAGGUUGCCAUCCUGGUGGCACCUCACCCCCGUGUCUCCAUGUCCACUUGCGUGUCCUCCAUCCCCCUGUCCUUCUUCCCUGUGUCCACACGUCUGCAUGCCCUGUGCCCUUGUCUCUUUGUCCUCACAUCCCCUUGUCCCCACGUCCCAUGUUCCUGUGUUCCCACACCUCCCCAUCUCCAUCCAUCUGUGUCCCCAUCCCUGCGCUCCCACAUCCCUGUGUCCCCGCAGCCCCAUAUCCUCACGUUCCCUUAUCCCCACAUCCCAUGUCCCCAUGUUUGUUCUUUGUGUCCCCACAUCUCUUGUCCCCCUGGCCCCAUGUCUCCACAUCCCCACUUUCCUCUGUCUUUUUUCCCCAAUCUCAUGUCCCAUGUCCCCACAUCUCCAUAUUCUUGUGUCCCCACAUCCCCAUGUCUUCCCAUCCCUGCAUUCCCAUGUUCCCACAACCCAUGUCUCCGAAUCCCCAUGUUCUUGUGUCCCCAAAUCCCACAUCCCCGUGUUCCCAUGUCCCUGUCUCUCUGCAUCCCCAUAU
Messenger RNA from Phasianus colchicus (ring-necked pheasant), 6285 nucleotides. Lineage: Eukaryota; Metazoa; Chordata; Aves; Galliformes; Phasianidae. The record is from RefSeq and is a predicted model, not a curated record.